Molecule: messenger RNA, 5194 nt
Organism: Doryrhamphus excisus (bluestripe pipefish)
Lineage: Eukaryota; Metazoa; Chordata; Actinopteri; Syngnathiformes; Syngnathidae
Gene: nat14
Product: N-acetyltransferase 14 (GCN5-related, putative)
Molecular function (GO): N-acetyltransferase activity
Source: RefSeq, a predicted model, not a curated record
GGGAAAUUGGAGAUUCCGGUUAAAAACUGGAUUUUUGACAGGUAUUUUUUGUCGCACGUGUGCGUCACGCUGCUUACGUCGUUACGUCGCUUCUGCCGUUACGUAGUCAAACGGCGUAGGCAGCCAAGUUUCCGAAGACAAAACUGCGUAGAUUGUGUCAAGAAUAUCCGAAUUACUACUACACAACUGCGGUCAUUCAAUCAAAUGUGCCAACACACAAGAGGAAACACUUAUUUUUGUUACAUUUUGUCAACGAAUUUUACGUUGCGCUGCAAAGCCGGAUUUUUUCCUUUAGGUGUCAAACUUAAGACCAAGUAAAGAUGGUGAAGCUGGAGCUGGGUCAAGUGGUGAUGAGGAGGAUGAAGGAGGACGACAUUGAAAUGAUUAAAGCUCUCAUUAAGGAGGGCUGUGAGGGCACAGAGAACCGCCUCAUUCUGCACAUCCUCACUCGCCCGCUCUGCCUUUUUGUGCUGGCUGUGUUUUCCUCCGGCCUGCGCUGCCUCGUGCACUCCUUCAUCCUGGCCCUGGCCAUCCCCGUCUUCCUGCUCAUUAUCUACCUGAAAAUCACCAUGCCGUGCUCCACGGGGGUUCUGGGCAGCAGCCGCCCGUCCUGGGACUAUGUGGGCAGCAGCUUCCGGGGGACGCAUGAUGAAAUGCUGCAGAAUCCUUACGCCAGGAUCAGCGACAAGAAACCCACGAUGAGGAAGCCAAAGCGGAGGAUGGUCUCCAAGGACAGCGAGGCAUCAACAGAGAGCAUCACCCCAGAGAGGGAGCAGGCUGCAGGGCUGGUCUGGGUGGCAGAGUGCCAAGGUGAAAUCUUGGGCUGCCUCUUCCAAGAGAGUGAGAAGCACCCCAGCAUCCGAAGGUUCUGUCGACUGGUGACGAGCAGCUGGUACCGCAGAGAGGGCCUGGGUCGGCUCUUUGUGCAGAGUUUGGAGCAGAAGGAGAGGGAGGCGGGGGCACUGCGAGUGUACACGCACGUCCCGUACCCUUCUAAGGUGGGCGAGGUGUUCUUCUUGAAACUGGGCUAUCAGCAGCUUGGGGAGAAGACUGAUGAGAGUGCUGAGGAUGAGGAUGCAUGGAGGGAGGCUCCUGAGAGAGGAUUUCUGGGAUAUCCGCUCACAAAAGUCUUCUACAAAGACUUAUGAUGGGGUUUGAAUCCUUCCAGGACUUCAAGGGAUGGACAUCAGGAUAUAAGCCCCCUGCAGUACAUACUGUACAUACUUAGUAUGUACUGUAAGUAUUAUUUAUACACUUAUUUAUCACCUUCCCCAUUCAAACGUCCCUGCUUCAAAUGAGACUUUACCAUGAAAUACACUGCUGAUGAAAACACUCACCACAGUUAAAAUAUGGCACGAAUGUACAUUUUGCACUGUUGAACGUGAAGGAGGCUCUAAGUAGAGCCUCAAAAUGCAAAAAGAAGAAAUGGGACUGAGACAAACACAAACAUUUCUCCUUCAUGGCGACAAAUUGUUCAUUUGGAAUGAGCAGGAGAAGAAAGUUUUCUACUCCCUUGAUGAUCCCUUGACUCCCUGAUGGCAUGACAAAGAGAUCCCACCUCCUCAUCCUUCAAUGGAACAGAGCUUCAGCUUGUGCAGGGGCGUCAAAUGGUAGAUGGCGGCUUCUUUGCCUUUUUUGCAAUAAGUUGGUUUUUGUCUACCUCCCUUUUAUUCUUUUUGCAUUUUGCAGCUCUACUUGGAAGCUCUUAAAGAUGCAACAUUGAUACGACAGUGGUAUGAAAAGGUUUGGCUACCCCUAGUGAUUUUCAAGAUCAGCCAUUUUUAAAAAAUAUAGCAGAUAACACAGUGAUACAUGACAAUUGAAAUCAAGUUUAUCGCAUUUACAGAAAGUGUGUAAUAAUUAGGUAAAAGUAGGGACAUGCAUAAAUCAAUAUUUAGUAGAUCCUCCUUUUGCAGGAAUAAAUGCUUCCUUUAGCUUCCAAUGAGGGUCUGGAUUCUGGUUGAAGGUAUUUUUGACCAUUCUUCUUUACAAAGGUUCAAUGGUUUCCAAGCAUGGACAGCCCGCUUUAAAUCACACCACAGAUUUUCAGUAAUAUUUCGGUCUGGGGACUGAGAUGGCCAUUCAAGAAUGUUCUACUUGUUCCUCUGCAUGAAUGCAAUAGUAGAAUUUGAGUGUUUAGGGUUGUUUGAAGGCUCCAGCCCCGGCGCAACUUCAACUUUGUCACUGAUUCUUGAGCAUUGUUGGCAAGAAUCUGCUGAUACUGACUGGUUUCCCAGUACCUGUACUGGCCACACAGCCCCACAGCAUGAUGGAACCACCACCAAAUGUUACUGUGGGUAGCAAGUGUUGGUCUUGGAAUGCUGUGUUCUUCAUCCACCAUGCAUCCCGCCCCAUGUCCAAAUAACUCCAUUUCCGUUUCAGUCCACAGCACCUUAUUCCAAAAUGAAGCUGGCUUGUCCAAAUGUGCUUUAGCAUACCUCAAACGACUCAAUUUGUGGCGCACUCCUAUACAGCAUCCCCUUGUGCAAAGUGCACUGAAUAGUUGAACGAUGCACAGUGAUACCAUCUACAGCAAGAUCAUGUUGUAGGUCUUUGGAGGUGGUCUGUGGGUUUGACUAUUCUCUCCGUCCUUCACAUUUGCUUAUCUGAUAUUUUUCUUGGCCUGCCACUCCGGGCCUUAACUAGGACUGUACCUGUGGUCUUCCAUUUCCUCACUGUGGUUCUUUCCAACUCUGUGAACGCACAGUGUGUCCGACAUUAUUGCAACUUUCCUGGGGAGAGCAUGCUGCUUCUGGCUUCAGCAACAGUUUGGCGGAUAUUUGACAUUCAUGUUCACAAAAACAGUCUUGUGUGAAAUGCUGUUGAUGGAUUAAAAUAUUUUUCUCUUGCUCCAAUAACUUCUGCCUCAGCUUGCCUUGUUAACAGAGAAGCAGAGCUUGGGGGAAGGCAGGGAGCGUAUCUGGCUUACAUUACAACGCAACAGUUUUGCCCUCUGAAACAGAGAGUUGAAUAUUUUGGUUAGGAAAAAUACUCAUGAGAAUUAAGUCCAAAUUUUAUGGAAAUAAAGUUAAAAUAGGGGUGCUCGGCGGACGAGUGGUUAGCGCGCAGACCUCACAGCUAGGAGACCCGAGUUCAAUCCCACCCUUGGCCAUCUCUGUGUGGAGUUUGCAUGUUCUCCCACAUUCCAAAAACAUGCUAGGUUAAUUGGCGACUCCAAAUUGUCCAUAGGUAAAAAGAAAUCUUCACUCACUAAAUGUACUGCAAAAAAGGUCAGUAAGCAUAAUUCAUAAUGCCGCCUACAGAGAACAUACUAACUCCUUAUUUCUAAAAUCACAAAUACUUCAACUUGCUGAUAUAGUUCAUCUUCAAACAGCUAAAAUAAUGCAUAAGGCUAAAAACAACCAAUUAGCUAAAAAUGUCAUCCAAUACUUCUCUACAAGAGAGGAGAAAUAUGAUCUCAGGGAAGAAGUACAUUUGAAACACUUCUAUGCUAGGACUACGUUAUGCUAGCCAUAGCAUUUCAGUAUGUGGAAUCAAACUAUGGAAUGGAUUGAGUAAGGACCUCAAACAAUGCACAACGAUGAGCCAAUUCAAGAAACAAUACAAGCAGUUGAUGUUUGCUAAAUACAAGGAUGAAGAGUCUUGAACCAGUCAUGAUGUGCUAUAUAUAUCACUAUAUUGACACGCACUAUGGUACACAUUAUGGCAUUGGAUGCUCAUAUCACCUUGUACUUCGGUACGUGACAAAAAAAAACUUAAACUAUAUUAGGAAAGCAGGAAGUGAACAAAUGUAACAGUUACUGAUUGUAAAAGUACCAGAUGGAGGGGUAGGAUUUAAUAAGCUUUGCUUCUUCCUACUCCUUUUGGACAUGUGGAACUGUGAACUGAUUAUGGGAUGCACUCAAUUGUAAUCUGAUGCAUGUUCAAAUGAAAUAAAACCAUUAUCAUUACCAUAGGUAUGAAUGUGAGUAUGAAUGGUUGUUUGUCUAUAUAUGCCCUGUGAUUGGCUGGCCACCAGUCCAGGGUGUACCCCGCCUCUCACCCAAAGACAGCAAGGAUAGGCUCCAGCACCCCCCGCGACCCUCGUCAGGAUAAGCUGUAGAAAAUGAAUGAAUGAAAGGAGUGUAAUUGAUAAUGAGAUAAGUUUUGAGAUGAUAUGAGUUUUCACCUGUUAGCAUGCGUAGGGUACAUGUGUUCCUGGACUAAACUGUGCACUGUGUGGCCCCCAGCGGACACCCCUGCCCUGCAGUUAUGACUGCUAUGAAGCUGCAUCCUGCCUGUUAACAGUCAGAGGUGUGUUGUGAAACCAUAUACAGUAUGUAUGUAUGUAUGUACUGUACCGCAUGUAUCGGAAGUGUUUAGUGGUUGACGUGAAUGCUUUGUCUUAAACCACAUCUCACCUGCAUGCACACAGCAGCUACACUGCUUCCCAAAUGCCGUACUUCUUACACCAUGUACAUAACUAGUAUAUUUGCAUUGAUGGAUGCUGGGGCUACUGUUGGACACAACAUUAGGUACAUCUGUGCAUGAGACCAUCACCUCCAUCCGAUGCAAAAGCUGGAUUACAAAUUUACUAUUUUAUGACAGUCCCUGUUUCUUUUUUUAAGCUACUAAUUGGAAAAUCACAAAUAAACAGCUGUGAUUUUAUGAAAAAAAAAAAGAAAAAAGAUCCUGUAAAAGAUGCUAAAGUUGUAAUUUAGUGAGAAACAAAAACAAAGUUGUAAUUUUUUUAAUUAGGUUGGAGAAAAAAUUGUAAGUCAUAAAAUUCAAUAAAAUUUUACUUUAAGUACUUAAAGGUGUAGUUCGGAUUUUUUGGCAUGACGUUGUAUGACACCCCCAGUGAAGUCCGUCAACAGCGACUCACUCCCCACUUCGUGUCCUGAGCCGAGUUCUGGUCGGAUUUCGGUGCUGAGGAAAGUAGUUCCAGUUAGUUGCUGAGGACAGUUGAGUAAAGAGUUUGGCUUCUCAAAACAAUAUGUGUUCAAAAGCAUAACACAUUUGCAUCACAAAUAUGCCUACUAGAAAAAUAAUCAGACCUCACAAAUCCUUGUGGCUAUUUUAUCUGCUAUGAUAGGAACUACUUUCAACACAAUUUAAUGUAAAAAAAAAAACUAUCCCUUUAAGAAAAAGUAGAAAUAUUUGAAAAAUAAAAGCUGCAAAAAUGGACAAACCAGCAAUUUUAUGAGAGUAGAGUUGACCUAAAGGGGACCUAUUUUGCUCAUUUUGGUAAUGG